AUGGGGAACGAGGCCAGUAUGGAAGGGGAAGGACAGGCGGGACAGCCCGGCCCCGCAGUCCCUGCAGCGGGGGCUCCGGCUUCCAUUUCAGCACCACCGGACUCUGGACAGCUCAUCAAGCCCAGCAAUGGAGCGCCUGCCGGAGGAAGUGGGGCUGGACCCGGGCCGGGGAUUAACAGACCAACUCAGUCAGACCCUGGACCGAAAGCAGGAGUCCAGAGUGGUCACGGGACAGGGGACAGGUUGGCCUCCCACGACACCCGACAGCAAGCUGCGCCUCAAGGAGAGCAGGGCCAGGGCCAUGUGGCCAGGAAGAGUCUGCAUGUGGAUGUGGGAAGUAGCAGGACUGGGAGGUCCCCCUCUGUGUCGCCUGACCGAGGCAGUGUACCCACCUCCCCUUACUCUGUGCCACAAAUUGCUCCCAUGCCCAGCAGCAAGCUGUGCCCCGUCUGCAAAACCACCGAUCUGAUGGGCACUGGGGACGACAAGCCUAACUCCAACACCUGCACACAGUGCCGCUCCAUGGUGUGCACCCAGUGUGGCUUCAACCCCAACCCUCACCUCACAGAGGUUCAGGAGUGGCUAUGUCUGAACUGUCAGAUGCAGAGAGCGUUGGGGAUGGACAUGACCACACCACGCUCCAAGAGUCAGCAACAAAUACAUUCUCCUUCUCAUGCAGCCAAACCCGAACUUAAACCUGAUGAUUCGAGUCAGCCCGCACCCCAGACACAGCCCCCUCCUCAGAUGCAGACUCCAGCAGCGCCUGGCUCUACCCAACAGGCUGGUCCAGCUGGCCCAGGUCAGCACCAAAUAAAGCUCCCUCCGGGGGCAGUCGCUCUCCCCGGCAUGGCCAAAGCCCCGUCCCAGCCUGAUCUAUCCCGGAAUUCUCCCGCCCACCAACCACAGCCAGCCCGCCACGACCAGACUCGAAGUGCGGGGAGCUCUCCUUCACGGCAGCCCCCACCUCCAGAGCAGACAUUUGGGAAGCUGUUUGGCUUUGGUGCUUCUCUUCUUAACCAGGCCAGCACCCUCAUAUCUGAGACUACUCAACCACAACAACAGCCCCCCAAAACGGCCCCCAAACCAGGAGGACCUCCUGGUCCGGGGCCUGGGGCUGGUAAACCCCCAGGAUCUCAGCCUGCACAACCAGGGCCUCGAGCCCACGCUCAGCAGCAACAACAACACGCACCCCCGGACUCCGCUCACCCCAAAGCUUGUUGUCCUCUCUGCAAGACUAACCUCAAUAUCGGCAACACAGCCGAACAGCCGAACUACAACACCUGCACACAGUGCCACCACCAAGUGUGCAAUAUGUGCGGCUUCAACCCUACUCCACACCUAGUCGAGAAGAAAGAAUGGCUGUGCUUGAACUGCCAGACGCAGAGGGCUCUGUCAGGAAGUUUGGGCGAUGUUGCAGCUCCUGUUGUACAGCCCUUGGGAUCCCCCCGGCCACCUGCUACAGCCAAUCAACAACCACCUCAGCAGAAAGGGCCAAAUCAGCUUUUAGGGCCUAGGCCCACAGGUCCUCAACAACAACCAUCGGGUCCCCAAGUAAGUGGCCCUGUCUCAUCUGUGAAACAUGUUGGGCCUGCCCCUCAUACGAAGGGGCCCAGCCAACCUUCCCCUCAAACCAAGGGCUCUGCCCAACCUAUUCCUCAAACUAAAGGUUCAACGAAACCACCUUCCCAAACUAAGGGUUCAUCCCAACCCUUAGCUCCGAGUAAGGGACCUCAAAGUAAAGGUCCUAAUCAAUCAAAUGCUCAGAGUAAGGGACCUGUUCAGCCUUCUAACCAAAUGAAGGGCCAGUGUCAGGCCAAAGGGCCCACUCAGACAAAAGGAUCUGCUCAGCCCUCUGCUCAGACGAGGGGUCCUUCUCAUCCUGCUGGUGCCAAGGCCACCCCUGGUAAAGCCACACCCAACCAUGCCAAGGCCUCUCCCACCCCAUCAAAGACAGCACCUACUCAGUCUAAAUCCACAGGUAACAACCAGGCCCGCAAACAGCCGCAGUGCCAGGAGAAGUCUAAAAUCGCAUCUAAAUCUCUAAAAGAAGACGUCAAGGCCUCACCAAAGAAGACACAGUCAGAGACUAUCACUUCACCAAAAGACAUGAAGAUAGCUGAAGAUACACAGAAGUCAAGACACCAUGAAGAAAACAACAAAUCAAGUACACAGAGUCUAAGUGACACUGGAUACUCCUCAGAUGGGGUUUCAAGCUCUCAUGGGGAGAUUACAGGACAGAUCCGGGAAGAUGGAAUCCAGCUCAGUGCAAAAGGUGCAUCCAUGACUUCGGAAAUCACCAAGCUAGAGAGCUCUAUGAAGCCUCUACUAGAGUCCAAGACGUCCGACCAGAAACACAGGCCACAUUCACUGUCUGUAGGACAAGGCCGGGAAUACAAUCUUGAUGACGAUGCAGCAAGGGAUGAAUCAGAGGAUGACCUCAGUUGUAAGCUUCGGCAUGAUUAUGUGGAGGACAGCAGCGAAAGUGGUUUGUCACCAUUACCAGUAAGACAAAAGAAGUCAAAUAAAGAUUUAACAGAUGAGGAAUUCAUGAGAAGGCAAAUUAUGGAGAUGAGUGAGGAUGAAGAGGAGAUGGAAGAUCACGGAAACCAGAAGACUAAAAGGGGACAUAAAACUGGUGGGGAUUUAAGCAAGGAGAGACGACGACUCUCUCACCAGUCUAAUAGUUUUGAGGAGGACACCAAGGCAACAGAGGCUAAUGAAGAGGAAGAUGUUGUAAUGGUCGGUGGCCUUCGGCGUUUUAAGACCAUUGAGUUGAAUAACACAAACAGCUACAACCGAGACAUGGAGCUCGGCACUGAACAUGACCUACGAGAACCAGAGCUAGAGAUGGAAAGUUUGACUGGUUCUCCGGAAGAGCGGUCCAAGGGAGAAUAUUCAUCCACUCUACCUGCCACCACACCCAGCUACACAUCUGGAACAUCCCCGACAUCUGUAUCUUCCAUGGAGGAUGACAGUGACAGCAGCCCUAGUCGUAGGGCAAGACUAGAGGAAGCAAAGCAGCAGAGGAAGGCUCGACAUCGAUCCCAUGGGCCACUGCUGCCCACAAUCGAAGACUCAUCUGAAGAGGAUGAGCUGAGAGAGGAGGAAGAACUACUUCGUGAACAGGAGCAGAUGAGAGAUCUAGAGCAACAGAGGAUACGAAGUACUGCUCGAAAAACAAAAAGGGAUAAGGAGGAGCUACGGGCACAGAGACGCAGGGAAAGAUCUAAAACUCCCCCCAGUAAUCUCUCUCCUAUUGAGGAUGCAUCGCCAACAGAGGAGCUGAGGCAGGCUGCAGAGAUGGAGGAGCUUCACAGAUCAUCAUGUUCCGAAUACUCACCAUCGAUAGAUUCAGAGGCAGAGGGCUUUGAGAUGAUUGGUGGAAAGCUUUACAAAUCAGCAAGUGAAUAUAACCUUCCAACCUUUACAUCACUUUACUCCCCUACAGCACCAUCUGAUAAAACUCUAAAAAGUGCAGACGAGGUUUAUGAGGAGAUGAUGAAGAAAGCACAGUUAAUGCAGAGGCAGAAAGGUGCCUCUCAGCCUGACAGUAAACACAAUCUUGAAGCAGGAACUGCCUUGACCCCUGGCUCAAGCCCAACGCAGAUAUCUGCACCUAUGACCUUCUCCAGUGAUCCAAGAAUUACAGGAAUUCAUGCAGCACAGCAUCUAUCAAAAGAAACGCAAAAUAGGAUGAUGACACAGAGUGCCAAAAUUGAAGGUGUUGUUGGAGUUGCCACAACCAAAGCCCAAGUCAGUCAGACUGCCACAACUCAACAGGAAGGUAGCACAGGGCCUGCUGGCAACAGAGCAGGCUCCCAGAGGCCAACACAGGCAUCCCCUGACCCUGGAGCAUCCUCCCUUACAUCCAAAGUCUUCUCCCUUUUCAAAGGUCCCAGCCCCCCGGUCUCCCCCAAUGAUUCUCCAGCACAAAGCCCGACGCAUAAGCCAUCUGUGAGAUCCACUGGUGUAAGUGGCAAGCAGAUGCCAUCUUUGCCUAGCGGUCCUGUAUCAGAUACAGCAUCUCAUGGAGCUCAGGCACCACAAAGGGCAGUUUCACCACGCCUUUCACGGCAACAGUCCUCUCGAGAUUCGCCAGUGAUGGUGAUAACUCUAGGGUCAGAAACAACCAGUCCAGCCAAGCCACUCACUGUAAAUUCUUCCACUUCUCCUUUGUUAUCACAAACACAGGUCAAUUGCAAAACCUUGUAUAGCUCCCACCCCCCUUUAACAAGUUCCCCAACAUCCCCACAAAUGUAUCCAUCACAACAGUCGCUUAAACAUUCUUCACAGAUGGCUAAGAAUUUUGAAAAAGUUAAUGUUGGUAUUGGCACUGGGACCUCAACUGCACAUAGUCGUGGAUCAAUGGAAAACAUUUCUCAGGUUCAAACACAUCCAAGCUCUAACGUGGUGGACCUGAGAGCCCCAAUGAGGCCUGCUCCAAUUAUAAUGACAGAUCAGGGAAUGGAUUUAACAUCUCUUGCCACUGAUGCAAGGAGAUACUCUUUAGGAGCAGAGCAGCCAUCUGGCCGACACACAGCAGUGCAACCUCUUAUCAUGAACUUGAAUGCACAAGAGCAACCGUACAUAUCUGUAUCAACACCGACUACAGUUAGCAUCACAGUUGCAGGUUCUAUGUUCAUGUCCCAACCCAAGCAAUUAGUUGUGUAUGGAGAUCCUUUGCAAAACCGUAUGGAUUUGGGGCAAGGUGUUGGAUCAGCUGUGUGUUUAACCCAGAGCAAGCCUCCAAUUUCUGACCCAUCUAUUCCUAAAAUUGAUGCCUGUCUGGAGAAUCUGGGUAUACAACAGCAACAAUUGCAGUUACAGCAGCAGAAGCUCCUGCAGCAGCAACAGCUUCUUGAGCAUCAGCUACAGCAGCACCAUCAGCAAUCCUCUUUUGCACGUUACAAUUUAGCGAAUCAGGUCCAGCCAAUCCUAAUGAAAAAAGACCUUGUAGUCAGCCAGACAAGCAGUGCCCAGCCUGCAGUGACUGCUAGUGCCAUUCCUAGAGCACCCCCCCUGGCUCCACCAUCAGUGUCUGGGGCUCUUGCUUCUAAUGCUCCCCAUGAUAUAUAUGGUGGAGUUGCCUUAGAGCUAAAAAACAAGCCAACAGUAAUUAACUUGUCCACUGGUAAGCCCCAUGUCAUGAUGGUGCAACUUGAUGAAAAUAAACCAUUACAGGGGAGCACAGUGACUCAACUGGUUAAGCAAGAUGAGCCUCCUCCCCCUCCUCAUGUCUUGGAUUUCACUGGACAGAUCAAACCAGAAAACCAGCUGGCUUGUUGUGAUGUUGUUUACAAAUUGCCCUUUGCUGGUUCCUGUUCAGGUUCAUUCACUCAGCAGCCUGCAACAGUAUCCUCAGAUAAAAUCCCCACCACUGAAACCUCUCAAGAAGCCCACCCUCCCCAUCCACCACACUACAAUGUCAUCCAACAACAACAACAACAACAACAACAACAACAACAACAACAACACCAUCCCCAAGCUACACAAGGAGUAACAGGGGAACAUAAACCAUUUCAACCACCUGUAGUCCCCUCAGAAAGAAUUCAGCCCUCCAUGUCUGAUGCUCAUCUGCCCUCCAUGAUUGAUGCUGGUCACUAUCAGAGUAACAUUCAGGGGGGUCUGGCAGUAGAUCUUAGCGGCAUGAAUCAGGCUUAUGAUGGUGGAUACCUUGGCAUUGGAGCGCAAUAUGGAUCUUACACAGACUUGCGUCACCAAGAAGAUGUUACUGGUCCUUCAUUACCCCUUCGGCGAUAUGGCUCCAUGUCAAAUAUCAAUUCCGACUACGCCUACACUUCACAUGACCAAACCGGACCACGGGACUCCAAUCUGGCUCAGUAUAGUGCAACCACUGCCAGGGAGAUCAGUCGCAUGUGUGCAGCUCUAAACACUGGAGACCAGUAUGGGAACCGGUAUGGGAAUAACCCUGAAAUGGUACCAUAUGGGGCUGCAAGGAGUGGACCUUUAGCUAGGUUAAAUCUCCAGCAAAGCUUAGCAUCAAUAAGAGCAAACAUAUUGUAUGGCCCAGAUGGAAGACCAACAGCAAAUGGCCAAACACUAACAAAUCUAAUAAAUGCUAGACAAGCAAGUAUACGUGCCUUGUAUCCAGCUGCUAUUAGAGGAGGUGAUGGCAUGAUAUAUUCCACCAUUAACACUCCCAUAGCAUCUACCUUGCCAAUUACCACCCAGCCUUCCUCAGUCCUGCGUCCCAUACCCAAAGGAAUUUACAGACCAUAUCCCACAGGUGUAACUGCAGUACCAUUGGCUAGCCUUACCCGGUUGCCUCAAGUGACUCCCAGAAUGCCGAUGUCCACACAGGGACCAUAUUCCUACCCUAGUCCAAACCAGUAUCCUACUUCAGCCACACCAUCAGGAAGUGUGCCUGAAGCAAGCAGCUCUCACCAGGAAACUCCUGUGUACCUUGGAAAGCCUUUAACAACAGUUUCUGCUCAAACAGCUGCAAUCAUUCCACCCACCCAAGCUGCAGCACGCAUAGGAGCACACAAUGUGCCAGCAACUGGUCUGCAAACAAUGGCAGAUCGACAGACAGACCGCAUUCAACUUACUUCACGGAGUGUUUCGUCAUCCUCUCAAGCUCAAGGUCAACCUCCAACUGUCCAGCCAUUGCAGGUUCAAAUGCAGCCAGACCAGUUACCUGCUCAAACUGAACCAUUAUCUAUGACUCAAAUCCAACCUCAAGUUCAACCCAUCACUCAACCUCAACAAUUAGUUCUGCCACAGGGUCAGCCCCAAGUGACACCCCACGGCACUGCCCUAGCACAGAGUUCCACACUUUCUCCUCCCAUGGAUGCCCAGAAAACUAAGGAAGAUGAGAGACUGAGUCAGCAACAAGAGCAUGUGCUGCAUCUAGAGCGAGAGCGCGUAGAACUGGAGAAAUUACGUCAGCUGCGCCUACACGAGGAGCUUGAUAGGGAUCGUAUGGAGCUUCAACGUCACAGAGAAAAAGAACAACUAAUUGUUCAGCGUGAGAUUCAAGAUCUGCAGACAAUCAAGCAGCAAGUCCUACACCAACAGCAGGCAGAGCGGGAGACGCAGCUCAUUAUGCAAAGAGAACAACUGGCCCAGCAGAGAAUGCAGCUUGAACAAAUUCAGUCUCUGCAGCAGCAGCUCCAGCAGCAGUUGGAGGAGCAGAAAAGACAAAAGACAGCAGCUGUGGAGGCGGCAGCUGCUGUUGCAGCAGUGGAGGCAGCCACUGCAUCAGCAGUGGCUUCAGCAGCAGCCACAUCUGCCCAGAGUACUAUGCAAGGGCAAGUUGUUGGAGGAGGGCCCCCUCAGGGGUUCAUUAUUUGUGACCAGAGUGGGAGAGUUAUUCAACAAGAUCGACAGAGUGUUCAAUUUUGGCAGGAUGGACAGGUGGUCCAAGCCAUGGUGGCUGCUCGACCCAUCCAUAGUUCUGCCUCUGAAAUGUCUUUGAGAAGCAGUGACAAACAGGCUGAAUCCAAGACUAUGAAAAAGCAGAAUUCCAUGCCUCGUCUGAGGGAUGGUUCAGAAGAGGACUCUGGGAAAAGGAUUACAGACUGCUGUGUGCAAACAGAUGAUGAAGAUGGAGAAGACAGAUUUACGAACAGGCGUAGAAGAACAAGGCGUAUUGCAGACUGCAGUGUGCAGACUGAUGAGGAGGACCAGGGAGAAUGGGACCAGCAGCCAGUCAGGCGAAGGCGAUCACGUGUUUCCAAGCACUCUGCGUCCAGUGGGGAGGCUAAAUCAGAAGGGUCAUCUAAAGUGGCUUCUGCAAGUAUAGCUGUUCAGACCACAAAUGAUUCGUCAUGCCAAACAGAGCCCGACCAACUUAGCAGGAUUUCGCCUGCAAUCCACGUUACAAUGGCAGAGACCUCAAAGGUUGACAUGUUACAUUACAUAGCGGCCCCUGAAAGAACCCACAAAGGAGAGAGUCUGGCCUGUCAGACAGAACCAGACUCUCAGUCUCAGGGUGUGGUUGCCCCUCAGCUGAAUGUCCCUACAACUAUUAGCCCGUAUUCAACAAGUCUGCAUAUAGUAGGUGCGAACAUAUCUGAUCCAACGUCUCUUAGACACCAAGGAGUUGUUAAUUUUGAGAGGAGGAAACCAGAUCCCUUGGAAAUUGGCUAUCAACAAAAUGAGUCUCCAUCUCGGCAGCCCCCCAAAUCUCCCCAGGUGCUAUACUCCCCUGUAUCUCCAUUGUCUCCUCAUCGCAUGCUGGAGACAACAUUUGCCUCCCAGGAGAAACUUAACAAGGCCCAUGUUACACCCCAGCAGAAGGCCUUUACUGCUGAAUCGCCCCAACGUCACCAGAACCUACCAAGACCCAUAAAAAGUAUGCAGCGCUCCAUGUCGGACCCCAAGCCUCUAAGCCCCACAUCAGAGGACCCUGCCAAGAACAGGUUCUCCCCAUAUCACCAGCAAUCUGUGUCCAACAAUCAGCAGAUGGCCUCCCUGCAGCAGCAGCAGAACUCUCUGAUGAGGAAAAUAAAGAGGACUCUCCCUAGCCCCCCUCCAGAGGAGACUCCGCUCCCCAUUGUUACUCCAGCACAAAUGUACAGCUCCCCCGACAUGCCCCAACGGGUCCUGCCCAGACCUGCCCAGGGAGUCACCAAGGCUGGCCUACUGAGUGAACUGAAAGCUGUGGAACAAGAGUCGUCAAAGCUCCGUAAGCAGCAGACUGAGCUAGAGGAAGAAGAGAAAGAGAUUGACGCCAAGCUACGCUACUUGGAGCAAGGCAUCACCCAACGUAAGGAAACCAUGGUGAAGGAUAGGGAGAAGAGAGAUCUGGCUUACAUAAGAUGUAUGGGUGAUGCUCGUGACUACAUGUCGGACAGUGAGCUCAAUAACCUCAGGAUGGUAGCGGCAACAGGAACCUUUGACGGUAAUGGUCUGCUGACAAGGCCUAGCACUGCACCAUUGAGCCAAUUUACUAAUGACCUCAAUGCAACCUCCCAGUAUCCCUCAACCUCAUCCUAUAUGUCUUAUCCAUACCCUCAAAGUCAGCCAUCAACACAGCAGCCAGGCUCUGCUUACCAACAGAUAGGUUUCCAACCUCCACAAUACCCUUCAUCCUCUGCACCCCAGCCAGGAACAUUCCAGCCCCAUCCCCCAUCAGCCCCUGUCUACCAGAACCAGGGAACUUAUUCCAAUCGCAUGUAUGCCCAGCCCUCCUACCAAACAGACCUUGGCAUGCAGCAGCAUGGUCCUCAGGGCUUCCAUCCUUCUGUUCAGCCAAUGCCAAGCCAGAGCCUUCCUUACCCCAGCCACAGCUCCUACCAACCUAGUCUCUCCUACCAGCCACAGGCAGAGAUCCUUACAGUCCAUCAAAGACCACAUCAAACCUCUUUGGCUGACCUUGAGCAAAAGCUCCCCUCCAACUAUGAAGUCAUCAGUAACCCAGCAGUGUCAGUGGCCAUAUCAGCUCCUGAAACCAACUUUGGCUCAGUCUACAGCAAUUCAUAUGGCCAGUACCGCCCCCCGGAGCCCGGCCUGACUCACUCUGUGGACAGUCUCCCAUCUGCUUAUGCUCCUGAUGGACUCUACACCUCUAACCUGGAGCAGAAUGUUCCUAGGAACUAUGUCAUGAUUGAUGAUAUCAGUGAGUUGACAAAGGAUAACACUAGCCAGCCUUUGGAUGCUCUUGGCCAUCCUGUGGGAGGGCGGUAUCGCAAUGAGAAUGGCCCUGCACGUGGGAGUGCCUACAGUAGACCCGAAGAUGAGCCUGUAGAUGCUUAUGGCAGACCUAGUGGAACAACAGGGUACCAGAGUACAGUGGACAGUCGCACCAGCACCACAGUGAGUGGAGGCUCUUCCUAUUACUAUGAUGAUUAUAAACACACAUCACGGAGCAGCUCCGGUAGCCACAAACUUGCUCCCAAGAAUCUUGCCCCUGCUGUAGUCUCUUCUAAACGUAGUAAGCACAGGAAGCAGGGAAUGGAGCAGAAGAUUUCUAAAUUCUCCCCUAUUGAGGAAGCACGAGAUGUGGAGUCCGACCUUGCCUCUUACACAAUGACAACAUCAACAGGAGGCAGCUGUACAGUUGUGUCAAGAUCCAAGAAGCUUCAGGAUGAUGCCACAUAUGGGAUUAAGAAGAAUGCAUACGACCAGCAGAAAUAUUAUGGCACCAGUCGUGAUGGUCUUGAGGAGGAGGACCACAUGUACAGCUCUGGGAGGUCCAGGUCUACUGGAUAUGGUAUGGACAAGAUUUCCUCAAGAGAUGCCGCAGGACACAGAAGUAAAUCGUACGAGAGAGAUGCCAUGGAGCGGUCUCAGAGAAGCAACCGCAGUGGAAGGCCUCCAAUGCGCAGCCAGAAUUCAGAAGAGGAGAGUCCGAUUAGUCCUGUUGGGAAGCCUGUGGGUAUGGGAAGCGACUCUGGCAUUCCAGAAGCCCACGAUGUGAGGAACCAGUAUGGCUCCAGCCAUUCGUUGCCAGACGUGCAAGACCAUCAUAAGAAGGACCUGCCCAGGAGUCAAGUCUAUAAACCAGAUGACCCUUACCUCGUUGAUGACAUGCACUGUGCUGUUUCUGACAGUGAAGCCUAUCAUUUGGGCCAAGAGGAGACUGAUUGGUUUGAGAAGCCACGGGAAGCCCGUUCUGAUCGCUCAAGACAUCAUGGAGGUCACUCAUCCACAGGGAGGCGUAGUAAACACACCUACAAUGACUAUGACGAACCUCCAGAGGAAUACUGUCCCCAGGAUGAGUACAACCAACAACGCCAGCCCUCCUCAACAACAUCGCGGGAUCAGCGUCAUCACGGCGGAAGCACUGGCAGACACAGCUCUUCUCGCCACGCCUCAGAGGAUCCCAGGUCGACCCGUUCUUCCAGAACACACCCUAAAGACCCAUCUGUUCGCUCUGAUGGCAGAGGCUCCUCGUCGACACAAAGAAGGAAUGGUCCAGACUCCCGUUCCGCCCAGGAAAGCCCCCGAAACUCAGGCGACUUCUCUCGAGACUCAGCUUCUGCUUAUCAUCAUGGGACGGGUGGACGAAGCCAGAGACCCCAAGGAGAUCGCACAACAUCCAGGAGGCAGGAGCCCUCUGCAGCAGGGCCCAAACCACAGCAGCAGCAGCAGCAGCAGCAGCAGCAGCCCUCUCAGGGCCAUGUUGGGCAGCAGCGUUCAGGCGGUCAGGGCCAGUCUGGGAGACAUCCAGGCUCUGAACCACUUGAUGGUACCCAGCAGGCGCAACAGCAACAGCAGCAUCAGCUGAGUCCGCAGCAGCAGCUGCAGCAGCAGCCACCCCUGCAGCACAGCCAAAUCCCUCAAAGCAGCCAGCCUACAACAACCACAACAGGAGCUGGACCGACACCGCAGCAACCCAAAUCUGGUCACGCCCCACCACAGGGACGACAGCCAGGAGUAGACUCUGCAUCAGGGCAGCCAGCUACCACAGCAACAAAAAUGGAAGCUUCACCUGCAGCAGCAGCGACAGGAAUAAAACCUACAACAGGAGCCCCAACAGCACCUCAGCCUACUAAAAUAGCGACACCUCCUCUUAUAGGCAUUGGCUCCAAGGCCGCCCCUGUUGGGAUCGGUAGUAAACCCGUAGGUAUAGGCAGCGCCGCAGCAGGGCAGCCACCUGCUGAAGGGGAAAAUGUUCUCACUAAAAUCCUGCAAGGAGGGGCAGCAGAGCAAGCGGGGAAACUGGGCGAUGCUUUGUCUGGUUUUGGGAAGAAGUUCACUUCAUUAUGGUGAACUGGAGAGAGGAGGGGUAUGCAGAGUUGAAAUGAGAUGGAUUAGUAACUUUGUACUUGAAAAACCUAUGAAACUGCAAUAAAUUAAUUUCACUUAACAGAGGAAAUAGAGGAAGAGAGAUCAUAAGUGCAUCAAGCUGGAAUCAAAGGGUACCUUGUCAGCACUGAAUUCCCCAGACAUGGGUACACAACGGAAGUGAAUUCAUUAAGGGUGAUUGCUUCGUCAGCACAUUGUAACAAGACAUGAGCAGAGGCCUGAAAGUAAGUGGAUGCCUUGACAGAACUACAGUCCCAGAAUGAUGAUUGUGGAGACGUCUGAUGCCUCAUUGGACCAAUGGAGGACAUAACGGUCAUUAAUGAGGAUGUGGAGAAGAGGAGGAGAAAAGAAGAGGGGAUUUUAGAGUCCUGCUCCUCGUCCUUCUUGAGAAAGCUUCCUGGGAUCUGUGUGACAGUAAAAGACAUCUGAGAAUCCAAUGUGUUAGGCCGUCCAUGUCUGUGCUUUCCAACAGCUCAAUAAUGGAAGCCUCACAGCGCUCUCUAUAGGAAUCCUUAUGGAACACCACUCAUGUCUGAGGAGCGCACAUCUGGCAAGGAUAUUGAUUCUACAUUGAUGUCUUCACAAUCGUUUCAUGCAAAAUACAGUGAAAAAAAAAACAAGAUCGAUUUUCAUAGGUUUUCCAUGUAUCAAAGAUACUGAUAUUAGCUCACAGUGACACCACAAACCUGGAGUGAACAAGGUGUAUCACGGCCAUGACAACCAACCUGACAACUCCACGACGAUCCUUGAAUGCUUGGUUUCUCUGAUCUCUACAGUACAUUCCAGUAUAGGGAAUUUGACCCUUUAUUUGAAUGUGUUUUUAUUUCUCCUAUUUUUAUUUCGAUGUCUACAGAAUGCAUUGUAUAAAUGUGGACAUGAGAAUGCACACAAAUAUUUGAAAAACAGAAAAAAAGAACGCCCAUAUUAAUACUUUUUCACCACCUAUGAGAUGCCACUAGUCAUCAGCUGUAGGUUUUUAGGGAAGAGAAUUACUACCAGUGUGCCCACAAGUGUGAGAUUCACACAGAUGAGAGGACCAAAUGAAAGAGUGGCCACGGCUCUUAAUUAGCCAUUGCAAAGCCAUCGUUGUAGUCAGUCCCAGGCUAACUACAACGCUUUGAGGCUGACUAUAAAAAGGAUAACGCCUCAGAAAGGACUUUAUCCUUUUUAUUAAUUAGUCUCAUCUUUUAGUUUCUUUUCAUUUUUGCCUGAUACUCACGGAACGGAAGAGCCUUAUUCAGUACAUGAUUUUACUUGUAUACCUAAUAUGUUUUAAAUUGUCCAAGUUAUCAUAUUUUUUCUUUUUACACAACUGUAUACUAUUGUAUGUACAUAAACAAACCAGAGAUCUAAUUAUGUAAAUGUAUCAUUUGUGUAUUUAUGGAAUCACUCUCCAGUGACUUUUUGUUGUUCUGUGUUUUUCUUUGGUACAAAUUUCUAUUUUUAACUUUUUAUUUUUUUGAAUUUGUUUUCUUGCAUCAAAUAAUUUGCUUGUUGAUUUUUUAAAAGCAAUAGCAUGCAGAAAAUGGUAUAUAGCACAAUCGUAUUAAUGUUGUUUAAAUCAGUGAUGGGAAAUAUCAAACACAUGAAUAGCUCGUAAUAUAAUUUGUCAGAGGGUUUACAACCACAGUACCGUGUUCAUACGUGCAUGUUAUGUGCAGAUGCAUAAGAGCAUGCAGACAGGUACGGACACACUCACGCAGAGACUCUCUCUCUCUCUCUCUCUCUCUCUCUCUUGCAAACACAUAUGCACACAAACACAUAUCUUACACAUCACACACUUUGCACUCUUGUUACACUUCAGAGCCAAGGUUAAUUGUGUUCUCCACCCAAUAGAGAUGUUAACCUGCUGAUUAAUGAGGUUACCAAUUCACCAACAAGAUGACCUCACUAACAAGCUGGGCUCACUGCCUCUAUUUGUGCAAAGACACAUAUACACGUACAUAUAUAGGAUCAGAUGAAAGCAAUUAUCAAUUCAAAUGUUCUAUGCAAUGACUCAUUUUGAACCUGGAAGUGAUUCUGCCUAAAACAGUUUAUUAUCAUCACUGUAUUCACAAGAAAACAACAGAAUUCUGAACUAAGAUAGUGAACAAAAAAAGGUCAUGAAAAUGUUUUUACUUAGCAACUUGUCUGUACGAAUUUGAAUAUUGAAUAUUGAACUCGAAUUGUUUUUUAUUUCCGUGGCAUGUUUUGACCCCUCACUCCCCACACGGGGACUUGUUGCCAAAGGGUAAUCUGUGUAGACUGUCGGUUUUGAAUGUCAACCAUCAUGUUGCUUUGAAGCAUGGGUUUGCUUGGCUUUGUCUGGCUGUUUGUAAGCCUUCAUUCAGUUUGUGUGCGUUUUGGCUGACCUGGGCUCCUCAGUGUUUGGCUUGCAGUGACUGUGCGUGCUGCUAUAAACCUGUGAUACAGAUGGUCAGCACUUUUCAUUAAUACUUGUCAAUGUACAUAUUGGGUGUCAGUAUAACCUGUGGGGUGAAUGGAAUGCUUCUAUCGGAUAAUUCAUUGUUGAUUAAACCACUCAGCAGCAAAGACAUUGGAAGGGUGCAUGAUUAGAUCUUAUCUUCUUGGAAGUUGUACCUGAGUAAAAAAAGGCAACGGCAUGAUUUCCCCGAGGUUUGCCUCACGAACCUCAGCUUUCACAGGCCAAUGUAGAGAAUAUUGAAGAGUGAAAUGUCCAGCCAGUCAUUCACAAAUCAGGGCAUGUCAUUUUGAAAGCACAAGCGUGGCAGCACUUGCUGCACGAUGAAACGCAUAAACACGGAGGUUGCGUCACAGUGCCUCCCACUAAACAGAGUGAGAUCUACAUCAAAGUGAGUUGGAAAUGUUUUCUGGUCAAGAUGAAGUGCACGAGACAAAACAGCCUUCGAUGCAGCUGUCCAUUUGACAGAAAGGCAGAGAGGAACACACUCUCACAUCCAAAUGUAAAUACUAAUUCAUUCUUCUGUACAGCUUUUGAGUUCUGAGUACGGCCGUCAUGUGCAUCCCCAUGCCGUAUUUGCUGCCAACUUUUGUGUAUAAAAAGAAUAUUUACUACCACAAUAAUGAGGAUGAGGAUUGUUAUUAUUACAUAAGCAUAAUGUAUGUGGCUGACUUGUAUUGACUGUUUACAACAGUGGAACAAACUUGUAUUCACAUAUCCAGUGUGUGUAUAGUUUCUAUACAUAGUGUGCUUGUAAAACAAGAAGAAAGAACCUCCUCAGCAACUGCAGAGUUCAAGCCUUUGUCAGACUAUCGGGAGGUCUUUGAUUUGAUGGAUAUGAUCUGCAAGGUGGUGAGGUAAAGGGAAGCAAAAAAAUGAAACAAAAAAUCUGGAAAAUGUCAUUCACUGUUGUAAGUGCAAUGGGCAAAACGUCAGUCGUGUAUCCAUUGUGAAAUCUUGUGUUCUAUUCAGUGUAUUCCUGUAAACAGAGUAAAUUUUGGUGCAUCAUGUCAAGUAAUGUGAUUAAUGAAAAUAUUGACCCUGCAAUUUCCAAAACAGAGAGAAUAAAAAGAAAAGUAAUAUUU
Pseudoliparis swirei is the source of this 15222-nucleotide messenger RNA. It is a transcript of the gene bsnb, whose product is annotated as bassoon (presynaptic cytomatrix protein) b. The transcript is spliced from 15 exons. The coding region runs from base 1 to 11679 and encodes 3892 amino acids. NCBI's taxonomy places the organism in Eukaryota, Metazoa, Chordata, Actinopteri, Perciformes, Liparidae. Gene Ontology annotation, biological process: protein localization to synapse; presynaptic active zone assembly. Gene Ontology annotation, molecular function: metal ion binding; structural constituent of presynaptic active zone. Gene Ontology annotation, cellular component: axon; glutamatergic synapse; cytoskeleton of presynaptic active zone. The record is from RefSeq and is a predicted model, not a curated record.